AUGGUAAAGGCUGGAAAAGAUGAAACCGAAACGGUCGCGCCUCGACGCAGUGCUAGAAACCUCGAAAAGCGGAAAGUGUCCGAAGAGACACCAGUUCCGGAACAGGCAAAACCCAAGCAGGCUAAGAAAGCGCCUGCUAAGAAAAAGCCAUCAAAAAUUGAACAUGCACCAGCAGAGGCUGUCGAGACUGAGAAGGACGCUGAGGAGGAAGCAAAACCAAAGCAAGCAAAAAAGGAGCCCGCUAAAAAGAAGCAGGCUAAGAUAGAAAAAGCGCCUGCUGCUGCUGAGAAUGAAGAGGAACCCGCAACUAAAGAAACAAAAAAGAAGCAAGCCAAGAAAGCACCUCCAAAGAAGAACGAGGCCAAAGGACCCAAACGAAAGAAAGACGCUGAAGAAGAGACGAAUGGCCUACCAGUACCAGACCUUGGCCCCGCAACGCAAGAGAAACCAGGCAGCGACGACGAGUCGGCGACAGAAAAAGUCGAAUCAACUGGUAUGUUCAAAAUUGCAACCUGGAAUGUCGCAGGUCUCUAUGCCUGUAUCAAGAAGGGAUUCGUCGAAACGGCCAAAACUCUUGAUUGCGAUGUUAUCUGUCUUCAGGAGACAAAGCUUUCUCUGAAAAAGGGACCACCCCCAGAGAUUAGAAGCGAGCUUAAAGACUGGAAAUACCAGAAUUACGCCAACUCUGAGGGGAAGGCCGGCUAUUCUGGAACUGCUAUCUUUUCUAAGACAAAGCCGUUGAGCAUCCAACGAGGAAUCGGAAAGUCAAAACACGAUGACUUUGGUCGAUCCUGCACCGCUGAGUUUGAGAAGUUCUAUCUGGUAACCAGCUACGUUCCGAAUUCUGGACGAGGUCUAGUCAACUUAGACUAUCGAACGAAGGAGUGGGAGAGUGACCUCCGCAAUUAUUUGACAAAAUUAAACAAAACGAAACCAGUCAUCUACUGUGGUGAUCUCAAUGUUGCUCACACUGCAAUUGACUUGACAAAUGACAAGUCCAACUACAACAAGACGGCCGGAUAUACGCAAGCGGAGAUUGACGAGCUCGAGAAACUUCUCGGUCUCGGGUACGUUGACGCUUAUCGCAAGCUCUACCCAAAAGAAGAAGAUUGCUACACCUUCUGGAGCUACAUGGGAGGCGCUCGCGCCAAAAACGUCGGCUGGCGACUUGAUUACUUCCUUAUGAAGGACUGUGAGGAAUGGGUUGAAGAUGUUGUCAUCCAUUCCAAAGCUCAAGGCUCCGAUCACUGCCCCGUCGAAAUCAAGUUGAAUCUUCCUUGA
Messenger RNA from Oikopleura dioica, 1281 nucleotides. NCBI's taxonomy places the organism in Eukaryota, Metazoa, Chordata, Appendicularia, Copelata, Oikopleuridae. The record is from the annotation of a GenBank genome assembly.